Molecule: messenger RNA, 1631 nt
Organism: Paramacrobiotus metropolitanus
Lineage: Eukaryota; Metazoa; Tardigrada; Eutardigrada; Parachela; Macrobiotidae
Product: tRNA 2'-phosphotransferase 1-like
Exons: 2
Coding region: 473-1129 (218 amino acids)
Biological process (GO): tRNA splicing, via endonucleolytic cleavage and ligation
Molecular function (GO): tRNA 2'-phosphotransferase activity
Source: RefSeq, a predicted model, not a curated record
UAGGGUGACACUAUAGCCACCCCGAACACCCUUGUUUUUUACGCCACCCAUUUUCCGCACCCGGUUUAUUUUAGACACCCAUUUUUAAUUCAUUUGUUUUAAGACACCCUGGUGUUUAGACUAGAAACCCUUCUUGCAGUUAUCACUGUCACGACACUGUGUGUAACAUGAAAUGGAUAUGUGCAGUUGGGCAUAUGUUUCUCUGUUUUCUACACCACAAAAUUAAUAUCUCACAAUCAACCUUUAUUGAGUUCCGUUUGCUGUUAUGCGGCAAAAAAAACCUCUAUUAAAAUUAGGGGAAAUGGACGUAUUACACUUUUAAUUAUGACUUUUAUCCAUAUGCAGUACUUAUAACUAACAAGUUGGAUGAUUCUUUGAUAAGCACUUGCUAGUUAUUUGCAAGCACUCCUUCGAUGCUUCGAAUGAUUUGUUUUGAAUCAGCAGGAAAUAUUCAAAGAAAAACUGUGGGAAGAUGUCUGGCCACCGUCACUCCGGUGGCAGUGCGAAAGAUCCUCGCAAAGUGCGGAUUUCCAAGUCUCUGAGCUGGUUACUUCGUCAUGGCGCUGCGGAAUCAAACCUAUCCCUAUCCAAAGAAGGCUACGCUCGAGUCGACGAUAUUCUAAAGCUAGACAGCUUCCGAAACACCACGCUGGAUGACAUUGCGGAGAUCGUGGCGAGCUGUCCCAAACAACGAUUCACACUACGCCAGGAUUCUGACGGAUCAUAUCGUAUUUGUGCCAAUCAGGGCCACAGUAUCGCGGUGGAGAGCUUAGAACUGUUACCGAUCACAUCGCCGGAGCAGUGUCCACAAGCAAUCCAUGGCACUUUUUCCCGUCAUUUAGGAAGCAUCCAACAGAAAGGCUUGUUGCCGAUGAGCAGGAAUCACAUACAUUUCAGUCGGGAAGUUCCUUCGGAUGAUCGCGCUGUCAGCGGAAUCCGGCCCAGCUGUGAUGUACUGAUUUAUCUGGAUGUGCCAAAAAUACUUGCUGCUGGAAUUCGCCUCUUUGAGUCGGCCAAUAAAGUGAUACUUAGUCCCGGAAACACAGACCGAUGUAUACCUCCGGAAUUCUUUGCUAAAAUUGUGCAUCGAGACGGGAAGACGCGUCCGAAAAUAGGAAGGAGCCACUAGUCAGUGACUUUUUAUACUUUUUGUACUUUUAUGAAUUAGUAUUUCUUGUAAUAAUGUUAUAAUGGAAAUGGUUGUCGAUAAACACAAAUCGCUGCUUACGGUUGAAAAUUGUACUUCAUUAAACAUAAUGUGAUUAUGAUGAAAUUUCCCCCGAGUAGAACUUUUAUAAAUCUUGUUACAAAAAGUGAAAAAACUACAGUACUUCAUUGUGAAUAUAAAUGUGUGCUGCAACACAGUGUCUUCGGCAGAUUUUCAACACAUACUGGGUAUUUUUCGCUUAAGGACUACAGGUUAUCAUUUAAAAGUUGUAAUAACGUUUGGAAUAUUCUAACAACUCACGUGGCAUGCAAAAAGAAUGCGCAGAUUUCCUCACAGUACGGUGGCUGUCUGCCCUGAUCUGGAGCAUUGAUAUUGUUUAAUAGAUUUAAUAUGUGUCAUGACUCAUGACUGUCAUCUGGUUUUUUAAAAUUGUUUUAUAGCUGACAUUUGCACGUGUUUUUUA